Molecule: messenger RNA, 1383 nt
Organism: Aspergillus puulaauensis
Lineage: Eukaryota; Fungi; Ascomycota; Eurotiomycetes; Eurotiales; Aspergillaceae
Exons: 3
Coding region: 1-1383 (460 amino acids)
Molecular function (GO): methyltransferase activity
Source: RefSeq, a predicted model, not a curated record
AUGCCGGGCAUCGCAAUGGACGGACUGAGCAAGCUCGAAGCCGAGAGCGAACGACUGGCUGCCACGAUAAAGAGCUAUGUCAAGCAUCGGCGGGAUGUGGAAUCGUCAGACCAGCUUCGGGCAAGUCCCGACGCCAAUAUGGAAGUCAGCAGAACCAAGUCAGCCAUACUCGCCAGUAUAGCCAACAUAAAAACGCUUCUCGGUGGGCCGGUGGAAUUACUACAGGAUCUUGCUCGCCAGGUUGAGAUUGUGGCUUGUCUUAGGUGGCUCGCUGAGUAUCAGAUUCUGGCCUGUAUCCCCGCUGAGGGGAGCAUGUCCAUCCAAGACCUCGCGGACUUGGCUGGGGUUCCAGAAAUCCAGGUGCGCCGGGUAAUCCGUCUGAUGGGGACGUCUGGGUUCCUCCAGGAGCCCCUGUCAAAUUAUGUAUCUCAUACGCCGCUCUCGGCACAGUUCGUUACCAAUCAGUCAUGGCUGGACGCCGCGGUCUUCAUGGCAGAGCUAGCUGCACCAACGGCAUUGCAUAUGCCCACAGCGACACAUCGGUUUGGAGGCUCACGGCAUUCAACGGAGACAGCGUACAACCUGGCCCUAAAUAGUCUACAGCCGUUCGGUGCAGCCAUCCAGGAGCGGCCUAAGCUGGGCCGGCAAUGGUCGGCGUAUCUUCACCAUGCAGUGGGAUUGCACCAAGAAAAGAAAAUCGCGGACAUGCUAUCACAACUUAAAUGGUCCAGCCUUGGUAGCUCAUUCGUAGUAGAGGUUGGCGCCCAGUCCACGUCGAUGGCGCAUCAUCUGGCAAACAAGUUCCCUACCCUCCACCUGAUUGUUCAAAUCGACCGCUCGAGGGCCUCCAGACUGAACCCGGACUAUCUCUGGCCCGGUGAGAUGAUGAACGGGUUGACCCGCGAUUUUACGCCUCAACCGGAGUCAAGCCCUAGACCGGGCUCUGCUAGCAGUCGCGUCACCGUCACAUACCGCUCUGCGAGCAUGCCUCAACCGGUGGUCGAUGCGGCGGUUUACAUCCUCCACGUGCCUGUGCUCUCGACAAACUCCCCAGCGGGGGCAGACGCAAUGGACACUGUCAAGACCGAGCUGCAAGACUAUCUCGGCAUACUCCGGGCCACCGCGGGGAUCCUACUUAUUCCAACGGCAAACCUGCUCCCAGAACCUGGAAGCCUCUCUGACCCCAAUUUCGAGGCUGUAGCGCGCACACGGGACCUUAAUUAUCUGCAGUUGGCGAAUGAGGGUGAAAUGGAAAUGACGGAUCUAUUCAGUGCAAUCGAAACAACGAGGGAUGGGCUUGGGAGACUCGUCAUCACUAACCAGCUUCGUUCACAUAUCGGCCUUACGGUGUGUCUGACCUUGAAGCAUGAAACUUAUUGCUAG